UCUAUAAAAGCUAAAUAUGGUUGUGGUUUUAGAGUUUAAUUUAAAAAAAUUAUGUAAUAUGCAACGCUUGGACCAGUUUAAUUUUCUAAUUUCUAUCUUGUACUCCACAGGCAGAAGGAUCUGAAGUUUCAGCUCAGGUUGAAUUUCUCAACCAGCAAAAUCUUAUUCUAAGCAUGGAGAAUAAAGCUCUCAAGCAACGUUUGGAAAGUUUAGCUCAGGAGCAGCUUAUCAAAUACGUGGAACAUGAAGUUUUGGAGAGAGAAAUUGGAAGGCUACGAACCUUGUAUCAGCAACAACAGCAACCACAGCCACAGCAGCAACCAUCUUCCAGCCAUCGCCGAACUAACAGCAGGGACAUUGAAUCCCAGUUUGCAAAUCUUUCCCUGAAAUAUAAGGAUGCUAAUUCUGGCCGAGAUCCUGUGACAGGCCCACUCCGCACUUAGAUAAAUGCAUUAACCAGAGAUUUGUUGUGCCACCAUUUUGCCUUGGGCUGCCACAUUAACCAUCAUUAUUUUCUCCUCGAGUGGGGUAAAGCCGAGUUGCUCCAGUCUUCAUCCCAUCUCUCUGCCUGAUUUGCACAAAUUGUUUUUCCACUGUUUCUUGCCCCUUUCCAUUUGAUAAUUAAUAUCCUCAUGUGCACCUGGUAGUCGUUGCUGAAAAUCACAAAUUCAUGCAAGCCGACUCACAGGAGGUGGUAACUUGUGGGGUUCCAUAUUUUGGGCCCCUUCUGUAUGUUCAGGUGAUUAUAAUUCAGGAAAUUUGUGUGCUCCACUUCUGAUCUGGUCCAUUUGAAGUAUCCACUUUGUGGAGUGAAAUGUAGUUAAAGGAUAUGUAGGGCCUGUUGGAUAUGCAUACUUUGUAAUGACAAUAUUCAAAGGAAAUGCUUUCUUGUAAAAUCUCUUCAAUGAAGUUCAUGUCUUCCU
Molecule: messenger RNA, 923 nt
Organism: Manihot esculenta (cassava)
Lineage: Eukaryota; Viridiplantae; Streptophyta; Magnoliopsida; Malpighiales; Euphorbiaceae
Exons: 2
Coding region: 174-443 (89 amino acids)
Source: RefSeq, a predicted model, not a curated record